AUGAGAGAAUUGAUAGAAGAAACUGAGUAUAAGUCUGAAACAACAUCUUUUGAAGAACUUAAAAAAGCAGGAAUAUCUUUAGCUGAUAUUAAUAAGCUUGUAGAAGCCGGCUAUAAUACUGUUGAGGCAUUGGCAUAUGCUCCUAAAAAACAAUUGCUUACUAUUAAAGGAUUUUCUGAUAUUAAAGUAGAUAAGCUUAUUAAAGAGGCAGCCAAGUUCGUACCAAUGGGGUUUACUACUGCAUCUGCUUAUCAUGAAAAAAGAAAGGAUCUUGUUUAUUUGACAACUGGUUCUUCUGAACUUGAUAAACUUUUAAAUGGCGGAUUUGAGUCUGGUUCUAUUACUGAAGUCUUUGGCGAAUUUCGUACUGGUAAAACUCAGUUAUGCCAUACAGUGGCAGUGACUUGUCAGCUACCACCUGAACAAGGGGGUGCUAGUGGUAAAGCUAUGUAUAUCGAUACAGAGGGUACAUUUAGAUCCGAAAGAAUUUUCCCAAUCGCAGAGAGAUAUGGUUUAAAUCCAGAAGAUGUGCUAGAGAAUAUUUCAUAUGCAAGAGCUUAUAAUUCUGAUCAUCAAUCACAGCUACUUGUUCAAGCAUCAGCACUUAUGUCUUCUUCUAAAUAUUCAGUUUUAAUUAUUGAUUCUGCUACUGCGCUUUACAGAACAGAUUUUAGCGGAAGAGGUGAGUUGGGUGCGAGACAGAUUAGUUUGGCACGAUAUCUUAGGGACUUAGUAAAUUUGGCCGAAACAUAUCAAGUGGCUGUUAUUAUUACAAAUCAAGUAGUAUCUAAUCCAGAUGGUGCUAUGAGUAUGUUUGCAGGAGAUGUUAAAAAACCAAUAGGAGGAAAUAUUAUGGCACAUGCGAGCACAACACGGCUGUCUUUAAGAAAAGGAAGAGGAUCUACAAGAAUAUGUAAAAUCUAUGAUUCACCACUACUUCCAGAAUCUGAAGCAAUGUUUAGUAUUACAGAAGCGGGUAUUAAAGAUCCAGAAGAUUAA
Molecule: messenger RNA, 999 nt
Organism: Vairimorpha ceranae
Lineage: Eukaryota; Fungi; Microsporidia; Nosematidae
Product: dna repair protein rad51
Exons: 1
Coding region: 1-999 (332 amino acids)
Biological process (GO): mitotic recombination-dependent replication fork processing; DNA recombinase assembly; reciprocal meiotic recombination
Cellular component (GO): condensed nuclear chromosome
Molecular function (GO): DNA strand exchange activity; double-stranded DNA binding; ATP-dependent DNA damage sensor activity
Source: RefSeq, a predicted model, not a curated record